AUGAUACUUGAGGUGCAAUGGGCCCAGACCCCGUCCUCCACCACAGACCCAGACCCGGAGAAGCUGGUGGACCCAGCGCCCAAGAGCAAGACACCCCCCGACGGCGGCCGGCAGGCCUGGCUGCACGUCUUCCUCGGCCACAUGGUCUUCUUCAACACCUGGGGCGUCACCAACUCGUACGGCACCUUUCAGCAAUACUACACCGAGACGCUGGGCGUGGGGCCGAGCGGCGUGUCCUGGAUCGGCGCCGUGCCCAUGUUUCUGCUCUUCUUCGUGGGUGUCGGCGCCGGCCGCGCCAGCGACGCCGGGUACUUCCGCCACACCUUCACCGCGGGCGUCAUCCUCGAGGUGGCCGGCGUCGUCGCGGCGUCGUUUGCCAAGACGUACUGGCAGAUCCUGCUGAGCCAGGGCGUGUGCCUCGGGCUCGGGGGCGGGCUCAUGUUCACGUCGGGCCUGUCGGUGACGAGCUCGUACUUUCAGCGCAAGCGCAACUUUGCCGUCGGCCUGGCCGCCGCCGGCGCGGCCACGGGGGGCAUGGUGUACCCGGCGACGGUGAGCAGCCUCCUGGGCACCUCGCUCGGCUAUCCGUGGACGAUGCGCGUCGUCGCUUUGAUCAUGCUGGUCACCAACAUCCCCGGGCUGCUGCUCUAUCGUCAAUUCAACCCCAAAGGUUCCGUGGGCCCGCUCGUCGACUGGACGGCCUUUACGCAGAAGCCCUUUGUCUUCUUCUCGCUCGCCUUCUUCCUGCACAGCUCAGGCCUCUGGUGCGCCUUCUUCUACCUGGGCCUGUUUGCCCGCGAGAGGCUGGACCUGGCCAGCACGCAGAACCUAGUCAUCGUACUCAACGGCGUGGGUGUCGUGGGGCGGACCCUGCCGAACCUGCUCGGGGAGCGUGUCGUGGGCAUCAUGAACAUGAGCAUUUUUCUCUCCAUCGUCUGCGCGGCGUGCAUCCUCGCGUGGCCGGCCAUCUCGUCCGUCACGGGUCUCUACGUGUGGAUUGUGGUCUACGGGAUCUUUGCCGGUGGUAUGCAGUCUGUUCUGCCCGCGCUGGCGACGCAGCAGUGCGACGACCCGCACAAGAUCGGGACGUGGACGGGCAUGGUGCUCACGAUUGCGAGCUUUGGAGGUCUCUCUGGGUCGCCAAUCCAGGGGCUGCUGAUCCAGACCAUGGACGGGAGCUAUCUGGGUGCGCAGAUGUACGCGGGCGCGGCGGUGGUGGCGGGGUGCCUGUGUCUGAUUGCGUGUCGGCAGGCGAAGGUUGGGUGGACGACGGUGUGGGCGAGGAUAUGA
This is a messenger RNA of Emericellopsis atlantica, 1290 nucleotides long. RefSeq names its product monocarboxylate transporter. Lineage: Eukaryota; Fungi; Ascomycota; Sordariomycetes; Hypocreales; Bionectriaceae. Gene Ontology annotation, molecular function: transmembrane transporter activity. The transcript is spliced from 2 exons. Gene Ontology annotation, biological process: transmembrane transport. The record is from RefSeq and is a predicted model, not a curated record. The coding region runs from base 1 to 1290 and encodes 429 amino acids. Gene Ontology annotation, cellular component: fungal-type vacuole membrane.